AUGAAUCGCAAGGAAAAGCGUCCCGCCGAUAACGCGGAAAAUCGCGCCAUGAACACAGAUGGCUUUUCUGAUCCGGAUGAAACAUCCGAAUCAUCCGUCUUCGCGAUCGAUCAGCCAGCGAUCAUUAACGUUCAGUCGUUCAGGCUUUUCCGCCAAAGCGAGCAGUCACGGAAAGUGGAAAGUGACACGAAGCAUGCAAAUGCGGCUAUCAUAGAGGGACCAUUUGUUAUUUUCAUUGUGAUCACUGCGAGUUCAUCACACCUUGUGCUCAACAUGGAUAAACAAUUCCUUUUAUGCACUCGAAAACAGGAAAGGAAGCUGCCACCAAAUAAUGAGCCUCAAGAGCAGUCCAGCUCAUGUGGUGAACCACGUGAAGUUAACUGUGUGGGCUUUGCAAAGCUGAUUGAUACUUCCACGAAGAUCAUCAAAGAAAAGACCGCUAGCAGAGGAUUUGUCUCCAGUGACUGA
Molecule: messenger RNA, 468 nt
Organism: Necator americanus (New World hookworm)
Lineage: Eukaryota; Metazoa; Nematoda; Chromadorea; Rhabditida; Ancylostomatidae
Exons: 3
Coding region: 1-468 (155 amino acids)
Source: RefSeq, a predicted model, not a curated record